Molecule: messenger RNA, 4768 nt
Organism: Lytechinus pictus (painted urchin)
Lineage: Eukaryota; Metazoa; Echinodermata; Echinoidea; Temnopleuroida; Toxopneustidae
Exons: 1
Coding region: 6-1100 (364 amino acids)
Biological process (GO): G protein-coupled receptor signaling pathway
Cellular component (GO): plasma membrane
Molecular function (GO): G protein-coupled receptor activity
Source: RefSeq, a predicted model, not a curated record
CCAAGAUGGUAUUGAUUGUCGUACUCUGCUUCUUCAUCUGCUGGUUCCCAUUUUUCCUGGUAAGCAUGUUGGGUCAAUUCACAACGAUUUUACACGAGGAGAACUAUAUUUUCACCCUUCUCUUGAUUCACCUGUUUGGUUUUGCUAACUCCUUUAUGAACCCUGUAAUAUAUGCCUUGAUGAGCCAGGCUUUCCGUAGUGGGUUUUGGUUGAUACUCACCAUAUGCUGUCCUCAGUACCGUGAUCUCGUAGCCCCAACCAACAGAAGCGGUGAGCGCCGCAGUGUUAUCGCUGUUUCACAGACAGAGGUAGCUACCGAACGACAGCAGGCAAAACGCGGUUAUAACCGCUUUUUCAGACGAGAGAGCACGCAGUUCUCUGCCGUCUCUGACCAAGAUGAGGAUCGUAUUGGAAUGACCAAGAUAGGGAAAGUUGGAAACAGCUCAAAUAACAACAACAGAAGGGUGGCCAACAACCAGACGGUCCAGGAAGCUGAACGAAAGCAAAGGGCAGAGCGUCUUCUGCACAAGUUCCUUGACGAAGAACCUCCUAGAAAGUUGACUGAUAUCGAGUCAGUCAUUGAAAACACCAACGGUAUCGGUCAGCCAACAGAACCGAACGAGUGCGAGACGCCACUCAUUGGAAAUGAUUAUCAAGAAGACAGUUGUAAGCUAAAUGGUCCUCACGUCGUGUAUCGGAAGUGUGUAGCAAACCCUGUAGACAUCACUGCAAAUGAUGCUAGCAGUCAAAAGGCCAAUGAAGAAGUGACCGGCAAGGAUGGACAGGUCUAUGUAAAUACCGAAAUUGAUAAGAACAUAGAGGACUUGGUAUCGCAGGAUGAGCUGAUGAAAUUUAAUGCGAGUAUUUCUAAGUGUGCUGCAUGGAAGGCGACUAACGACUCAACAUUGCAGAAUGAUGUUAUUUUAAUGAUAAACGAAGAUGUACCCGAUGCUGAGCAGUCAAACAAGGGUAAUAAUGUGGGUCAAAACUCCUCAACACCCUGUGUGGAACAACUGAUGGACUGUGAGCAUGAAACGACAUGGAACAUAGCUCAAGGUUCAAAUGGACUAAUUCCAGAUGAAGCUACAACAAAGGUAUGAGCGGUAUACCGAUCAAAAUAGUCCUAGAACACAUAUGACAAAUUUACAACUUGUUGGAGUCACAUUUGACAAACAUGGCGAAUGAUAGUCAAAUGACACAUAAUUUACGUUUUAAAAGCACGUUAGAUCCUAGAUGUAUUUGCAAUACUGGAAUUAUUUCUUCAAAAGGUAAGGAGUGAUGAUUUUAUGGAGAUGAUAUAUAUUUGAAAAGCAUGACACCAGAAAAGGGAGUAUUUUGUAUACAAACACUGUAAAUAUUGUUCAUACGAAUUCACUUAACAAAAAAAUGUUACCUGUGAAGCAGUGUCAAUUUAGCGAUCGUUUGAUAUCGGUUAUUUGAGGGGAAUUGUUAUUUAUAUCUUGUGAUAUUAUGUCAGAUUGUGUUCACUAUGGUUAUCCCCAUUGUAAGAGUCAGCUGGCCAUUCAUAAAUGAAUGUAUUUAUUUUCUCCAAGGAAAAGUGCAAGAACCACCUUGUAGACACUGAAUAUUCCUUGAGACAACAUAAAGAAAGUUGACCACAGUGAUAGAAAUACCUUGCAUAUAGUUGUCGAUCCACCAUUAGAAUAUUGUUUUGAAAUCGCCUUUAUCUCAUGUAUAAGCAGAUAAGUGAAUCUUGUGGCGAUUAUAGUUUUAUUUUAAAGGAAAGUGUUUUUUGCUUGGAUUCUUAAUGAUUUUUUUGCUUUCAAAUUUGAAUGAAAUCUCCAGUUUUACUGUAUUUAUGAUGAUAACAUCACAUGAAAGGUCUGGAAAUUUAAAUUUACAUUCUUAAAUUCUGUAUCAGAUUUGACGCAGGUAUUAGUCCGUUCGGGCCGCAAUCCGUUCCGGGUAAAACAUGACCCCAGAAUUUCGUCAGAUGUGACCUUUCAUGGGUCAGAUCUGCCCCUGACCUUAUUUGUCUCACAUACUAUUCUCUCACAGGAGCAGAGCCAUUUUACUUUCAAUGGGUUACCGACAUGGCGCAAUUUCUUUUGAAUCGGGCUUGCCUAACAAGGCAUUACGCGCCAUGUUGGUAACACAUUGAAAGCGAAAUGGCCAAACUCUGUAAUAAACUGCUCUAAACCGGACGGGAGUGUAGCCCUAAUAGACUGAUUUCAGUACUGCCAAUCUUUUAAGAAUAUAUACAUGCUUCGCGUACAUUAGGAUGAUUCUAAUUCUAAUGUAAUGUUUCAACAGAGAGCUUAUUUAAAAGCUAAAUGAUCGGAAAGACAAUGUGAAGAAGACAAAUGUCUGAAAUAGUUUAGGUAAAUAGUUGUGCUUAAUAUCUUUUGAAAAUAUUAUGCUGUUACUUUUGGAAUAGAUGUAAUGAGAAAUACAGACUUCCAAUUUCAACUUCGUGUAAUAUGUGAAUAGCACAAUUUGCUGAAAAUUUCCAAAAUGUUCACACCUCAAUUCCUAUUAAAGUUGCUGUGCGGCCAUUCACUUUGAUAUGCCAAAUUAGAUAGUAACCAUGUGUUAUUGUUUUUGCUGCCUUUGUGCGGCCAUUGAUCUCACUUUGAUAUGCCAAAUUAGAUAGUAACCAUGUGUUAUUGUUUUAGAUGUCAGUGCCAUUAAAAUCCAUUUGAUGUGAUGAUAUUUAGUGCUAAGCUAGUUCCUAAGAAUGUUUUUAUUGUAAAUAUGAAUUGUUUUCAUGAAUGUAUUAUGCCGCUCCAAUCAUUGUCUACUUUAGAGGGCACAUCGGCUAAAGCAUUUGGCAAAUAAUGACAACCGUUACGUGCUUGGUUUUGAUGUCUACACAACUAACGUCAAUUUGCUUGGGAAAAUAGAAGAUAUAGGUUGCGAAAUGAAUUCCCUUAUUAUAUAAAACUAUAAUUUGCCCUCUGUUGUCAAAAGUGGUGUGGCCUCUUUCCUCUUCACUAUAAAAAUAUUGGGUAAAAGUGCUCCAUGAGGGUAAUUAUGUGUCCAACCAACAUUUGGCAUUUCUUUUGGGCAUAUUUAUUUAUCCAGUGUGAUGAAAAUUUUGCCCAUUCUACAGUAAUUGCUGUUUAUUUUUUAACCUCACUGGACAAUAUGCUUCCCACAUUGGGUGAAAUUCCGCCCCAAAUUGGUUAAACACAUAAUUACCCUCGUGCUGGUGAAAAUUUUACCCAAUAUUUUUUUUUACAGUGUACAGGGAUUUAAGCGUUCUCCAGUUCAUGCUUGCUAAAAGAUCGGUCAAUUAUUUCCCUGCAUGCUUUUUACAUGCUUAUUACACUAUCUACUAUAGUCACGAGCUAAACGCUACCUUAAUAGAGUGAACAAUCAUUUCCAUAUAUUUUUUUUCUUGUAUAAAUUCACGUUUAUAAUGAUCCUGUAAUGAGUUAAAUUUAGGAUUUCCAAAGUAACCUUUGUAAUUUUUGCUAUUAAUUGCAAAUUCACGGAACAUGUAAAGUAAUUUUAGUGGAUAUGUUUUUUUUUUUAAUCCUGCAAGCUAUCUGAGUGUGUGAUGGUAUUGCAGAAAAAUCGCUCUUAUCAUGAUCAAUGGUUACAAUCUACGCGAGGGUAAGUACUUCAACUAAAUCUUUUAUUGAUUAUUAUCGAGAACAAACGCAAGAUGAUGCGAUGAGGUCUAACUUGAACUCAAAGGGUUUUAAUAUAAAAAGGAACAAAGAGAAGACAUUAAUCAUUAAUGAAGAUGAGGGAAAAACAUCAAAUAAUGACACAGAUAAAGAUUUUUUGUUAUUCUUUUCUUUAUGCUGUGCACCACGAAUUAAUAAUCUAUUGAUGCUUCAUGGUAAGUAGAUUACUUUAAACAGAAGAAUGACUUAGAACAAUAAUUGUAGUAUAUAAUUAUGGGGAAGCAGCUUCCAAUUUACGUCACAAAAAUGCGACUUUACAUAAUUCUAUCCCUGUUAUCUAUUGAGAGAUUUCGUCAAAGUUUCUCUUAUUUCCCCCUUUAUGUGUACCGGUUGUGACGGUCAACACACAUUUUUACUGCUAAUUGAUGUAUGAACUGAAAGAGUAGAAUAUUGAAACCAUCUGGUGCAUUUUACAUCAAGGACUUUGCAUCGCAUAGAAACUGGCGUUUAAAAUACAAUAACAAUGUAGCCCUUGAUAAAAAUGUCUAGCGCAAGACCACUAUCGCUUAUACAGCCAGAAAACAUCAAAACGAAUAUUCUAUGGAUAAUGGUAACCAUGAUGUAGAUUUAAUAACGAUGUUUAAUGAGGACUAGUGUUAUUGUAAAUCAUUGCUCCGAAAAGCGAGAUUAAUUCAGACUGAAAGAUGGUAAGGAUGUUAGGUUGAAAGAAAUAAAAUAGAGAAGAUGUUGAUUUAUAAGACUGAUAUUUAUGUCUAUCGUGAACGAUAACAAGACUUAAUAUAUCAAAUUAUGUCUUUCUCUGUAGAAAUUUAGAAUAAUGUGUUUUAAACGGAAGAGUGCAUGAUAAAGCAAUGCGUAAAAUAUACAUCAUACCGGGAUAAAUAAGAGUUUACAUGAAAAUCAUGUAAUAUCUGGCAUGAACUUCAAUUAGUAUUUUCUUUGGAGGAUAUUGAAAUGUAUUAAUGCAAUUUUGACAAUGCAGUAAACCAAGCGUGGAUCCGUUAAAAUGUCAACGUAUGCUUUGUUUGAUUUUAAUUGAAAGUAGCAUUGCAAUCGAUUGGUGCAAUAGGAAUGUAUUUAUCAAAUUAUUAUUGUGUUCGAUGUUGUUUGUAUUCAGGAUUUAAGUUCAAUAAAAUGUCUGUGCUAAAGUG